This is a messenger RNA of Poecilia latipinna (sailfin molly), 5620 nucleotides long. It is a transcript of the gene amot, whose product is annotated as angiomotin. The transcript has 13 exons. Gene Ontology annotation, cellular component: lamellipodium; plasma membrane; cytoplasmic vesicle. The record is from RefSeq and is a predicted model, not a curated record. Gene Ontology annotation, molecular function: signaling receptor activity. Gene Ontology annotation, biological process: establishment of cell polarity involved in ameboidal cell migration; hippo signaling; angiogenesis. Bases 553 to 3705 code for a protein of 1050 amino acids. Lineage: Eukaryota; Metazoa; Chordata; Actinopteri; Cyprinodontiformes; Poeciliidae.
CUUUGCCACGUAAUGAGCAGAUGGACUCUUGUAGACUAUUAUGUUCUUAGAAAAACGAAACAACUUCCGAAGCAUGCCAGAGUGUGGCAAAUAUUUAAUAGUUUUUCUUUAAAAACUGAUUUCAUUCAACAUUCAAGUUUUUCUUUUCUAUUGGUGAAGUGUGUAAUGUGAUCGUUUAGAAUAGCAUGUAGGAAUUAAGAAUUAAGUUGAUUUGAACAUAAAACGCAUGGGAAACUGCAAGAUGAGAUGAGGGAUUUCCGAGCACAAAUAAAGAGAGAUUAAAAAAAGUAUUUUAAAGACGUAGGAGGUCUUUGAGGAGGGGGGAGGCUGGAAAUUUCUCCUGUUGUGCAGAACAGUCUGGGACGGCUUCCUGCCGCCUAUUGCUCCACUUUUUUUUCUUCAACUUUCCAAGUACAGUUUUCAGCGAGGACGAACUAUUUGGUCACGAAGCAGUGACCCUGUAAACGGGGACACAGGAUUCGAGGGGAAGAACUAGAAAAAAGAUGUUCGUGUAGCUUCAAGGAAAGAAGACGGAAGCAGCUUUACAAAAAGAUGUUUCGGAAAAAAGCAUCUUCAUCUUUGAGAGUGACAAGGAUAACGGGAAGCUCAACAUACAGGGGGCGUAGUUUGUCCUUCCAUGAGGUUCGUUGCCAACGUGAGAUGGAGAUGAGGGCCGGAACUGAAGAGCCAUCAAAUAGCAAUGUAUCAGGUGGUGGCAGUACAGUCCUUCAGCGUCUCCUUCAGGAGCAGAUGAAUCGAAACUAUGUGCUGCAACAACAGCAACAGUCUGGAGGAGGGGGGGUUGGAGUAGCAACAGGAGGAGGAGGUGGAGGUGGCUAUUCAGUACUUGGACAGGUAAGCCCCUCUGAUGAUCAUUCUGUAAGCGCUCACAUUGCAAGACAAGAGCCCCAGGGACAGGAGCUUCAGACAGACAGUGGCCUGGAGAAGGUUGGUGUCAUCAGAGUUGGUGGGCAUGGUGGGGGCAGUGGAGGUGGGGGAUGUGUGGGCUCUUGUGGAGAAGCAUCCAGUGGCGGGGGCAGUGGAGUUGGUGGCAUCACCCAAGGACAAUGCCCUAACCUAGAAGAUCUCCCUACAUACGAGGAAGCCAAAGUACAGUCACAGUACUUCCGCGGCCAUGGUUCUCCUCCUCAGGCUCAGCAGCAGCAGCAGCAGCAGCAGCAGAAUGGCCAGGCCCAGCAGCCUUCACUGCCUGCCUCAUUAGGUGCUGCUUUCUACGUUACUGGCCUGACCAGCACCAAAGUUCGCACUGAGGGUCGCCCAACACUACAGCGCGUCAGUGGUACCGGGAAGGUGCACCAAGAUGAUGGACUAAAAGAUUUAAAGCAAGGACACGUCAGGUCUCUCAGUGAACGACUUAUGCAACUUUCUUUAGCCACCAGUGGUGUGAAAGCCCAUGCUCCUAUAAGCAGCACCCCACUUUCCCCACAGCUACCCCCAUCAUGCCAGCCUGGAGACUACUACAAGCCACAGCAUCGAGGCCCACCACCAGACUAUCCUUUUAAAGGAAUAUGUUCUCCUGGCAGUCAUCCAGAAUCUGGAGGCCACUUUUAUCAGGAGCCAAGAGUAAGGAAUCACUCCAGAGAGGUUCCAACUGUUCGAUAUCAGCCCCCUCCUGAAUAUGGCUCUUUCAGAUCCACUAAGGAGGUCUCAGUUCACUACCAGAGGCCCCUCAACCAGCACAGUCCCAGCUCCUCUGUGACCUCUGUUGGAUCCUUGUCUCGUGCACAAUCCUCUACUCUGAGCAGCAUGCUCUCUGCUGCCUCUCACUCCUCUCAUCCAUCAAUUCCUCACCAGUCACCUCCAAGCCAAGGAGAGCCAUACCCAAUUAUGGGACCCCGUGUUCCACAUGGAUCAGGCUCCCAUCAAGUGGCAGAGCCUUUCCCCCCAGGACCUGUUCAUCAGACAACGCAGAGGGGUCAUGCUUUUCUUUCUGACUCUUAUGGCUCCACUCCAAGGUUGCAUCAUCAUCAGCAACACAAUCAAUGUCAACAGCAGCAACUCCAGGGUCCUUCCCAUCCCCAGUUGUCUAUGCAGGCAGGACAUGUUCCCCAGCAGCAGUCCUUCAUACAGCUACAGGGAGAGCCUUUUGCAGUGAUGGCCCAUGCCCAGCAGAUGGUGGAUGUGAUGACUGAGGAGAACAGAAUUCUAAGACAGGAGAUGGAGGCUUGUCGUGAGAAGGUCACCAGGUUACACAAGUUGGAAACAGAGAUACAGCUAGUGUCAGAGGCCUAUGAAAACCUUGCCAAGUCUUCCUCUAAGAGAGAAGCAUUGGAGAAAACUAUGAGGAGCAAGUUGGAGCUACAAGUGCGCCGACUGCAUGACUUCAACAGAGACCUGCGAGAGCGCAUGGAGACUGCUAAUAAACAGCUCGCCUCUAAAGAGUGUGACAGCUCUGAAGACAAUCGGAAAACCAUCUCCCAGCUGGUUGCUCAGAAUAAAGAAAUUCUGCGGGAGAAGGAAAAGCUGGAGAUGGAGCUGAAUGCACUUCGCUCAACUGCAGAUGACCAAAGGAGACACAUUGAGAUCAGAGACCAAGCGCUGAACAAUGCCCAGGCAAAAGUGGUUAAACUGGAGGAGGAGCUUAAAAAAAAACAAGUUUAUGUGGAGAAAGUGGAAAGGAUGCAACAGGCUCUGGCUCAGCUCCAAGCAGCAUGUGAGAAGAGAGAACAACUAGAACACCGUCUUCGUACAAGACUGGAAAGAGAGCUGGAGUCUUUACGUCUGCAGCAGCGUCAAGGAACCUCACAGAGCAGCAGCUUGGUGACAUCAGAGUACAAUGCCACAGCACUAAUGGAGCACCUAAGAGAGAAGGAGGAGCGCAUUCUGGCUCUGGAGGCUGACAUGACUAAAUGGGAGCAGAAGUAUUUAGAGGAAAGUGUAAUGAGGCAGUUUGCCCUGGAUGCUGCCGCGUCCGUUGCUAUGCAGAGGGAUACAUCUGCAGCAGGGAUAAACCACUCUCCAAGCAACAGCUAUGACACUUCUGUUGAAGCUCGAAUUCAGAAGGAAGAAGAAGAGAUCCUAAUGGCCAAUCGUCGCUGUCUCGAUAUGGAGAGCAGGAUAAAGAAUCUUCAUGCCCAGAUCAUUGAGAAAGAUGCCAUGAUAAAGGUUCUUCAUCAGCGGUCUAGGAAAGAACCCAUGAAGUCUGAUGCACCAUCUGCCAUGCGGCCUUCUAAAUCCUUGAUGUCCAUCUCUAACACUGGUCCAAGUGGUUCAGGACUGCUUUCGCACAGCCUUGGGCUUAGCAGCUCACCAAUCACUGAGGAGCGCAAGGAUGCCAGCUGGAAGGGAAGCCUCGGAGUUCUGCUGGGUCCAGAGUGUCGCACAGAGUCUCUGCGGACAGAAUCCAUUUCAUCAUCCCCUUCCCCCGUACUUUCUACCACUCCGAUGACUACAGGUCACUCAAAGACAGGCAGCCGGGACAGCUGCACACAGACUGACAAGGGUCAAAGCCAAGAAGCCAGCAAGCCUAGUCCUUCAGUCCUGCAGAGUAUGACCCUGCCUGCCCGCCUAUCAAGCCCCAGCCCGGUCUACAUCCCAGAUCGCUUAGCAGAAGUUCCAGUGUUUCACAGCAGCACCUUUGAACGAAGGUUCCUUGUGCAGACCCAUUCACAGCAACAAGCUCUCCCUUCAGCUCCAGCAGUCCAACAAGAGGUAGACACAGACAUCGUUGAGAUCCUCAUAUGAAACCAUGAAUUUAAGAAAAAAAACAACAACAAAAAACGUAUAUGCGUAAGUGAUGAAUGGCAGCUUCAUCACAAGAACUCUCUUCAUCAUCCUGCACUCUUAGAGCUACAUCCUAGUCCUGAGACAUUUUGAUUUAUCUUUUCAUCCUAUAUCCUUUCAUUCUAUAAGUUUAGCCUGACUGAAGAAAGAACAACAUUACAAGGGGUACAACUCUGCAUCAGAAAUGGGCCUGAAGCAAUUUCAGAGGUUAUUAUAUUUUUUCCACUGGUUUUUGUUGUAAUGUAUUCUUGAAAGUAGUAGGGAAUUAAAUAUACACUUUGUCUUUAAAAAAUGUGCAUAGUUAGACAAUACUGAGCAGCAAAGUCCCCUCCAAACUCAGAUUAAUUUCAUUUGGGAUUUCUAUACCGAAGUUAAAGUGUUCUACUUGUUAAACACUUUUGUAUUUAAUAACUAGUUGUUGUGUUUAUUAGGAUAAUGACUAUAUUACUAACCAUAGUACCGAAUGUUUUUAGCACAUCUAUCAUACUUUGUAAAGUUUUCCAACAAACGCAGCUGGUUUUUGUUAAGCUUUCUGAAAAGACUUAAGGUAGCAAUGAAAGAUCAUUGCUUUUUCAAGGUAAAGUAACCAUUUCAAAUAUCAAGAAAUUUAUUCAGACUAAUCCCAUUGGACCAAUUGUAUAUACUGUUAUUUGCAUUAUUUAUUGCACAGAUUCACAUCUGCUUUAUGCUUUAUUUUAAGGCAUUUGGCCUUGUGUUUGCGUGUGUGUGUUUUUAUAUAUAUCUUAGAUAUUAGAAAUACAUAUGCUGUCAGGACUGAUAUCAACUAGUGUUUAACAAACCCUUCACAAAUAGAGGUUUCCUUUGUGUCUGUUAUUUCUAACUUAAAACCACAAAUUAAAAAAGCUACAAGCAUGACAAAUCGUAAAUGACUUAGCACAGGGGUGCUCACGUCCAGUCCUCGAGAGCUACCAUCCUGCAACUUUUAGAAGCAUCCUUUCUUCAACAGACUGGGAUCAGCUCCAAACAGGCCUGAUGGCGAGCCAUUCAUUUGAUUCAGGUGUGUUGGAGCAGGGAUACAUCUGAAAGUUGCAGGAUGGUAGCUCUCGAGGACUGGACUUGAGCACCACUGAUUUAGAAGUUCAGCCUUUUAACUUUCUCUAAAUAUUAGUAUUUGUAUCUAGAUUAAAUUAAAUCAGCCUGACAUUUUACAAUGGUCACAUGCACACAUAUAUUCUGGUUUAUUUUUGUUGUAUUAAUUAAAAAAGAGAACUUAAUCAAAUAAUUUUAUUACCACGCCAUGUUGCUCUCUAACCUUAAAAUGCAAUUUAUUUUCAAGGAAAACCAUUUACUGUCAUCCAAUUGGAAGAUGAGAUUUGAACCUGAGCACUUACAGCUUAUAGAAUGCAUAUGCACAGUGCUGGUAAAUAUAAUUGCAUUUAAGGCUUCAUUUUAUUAUCGCAUGAAAAUACCCUGAAUAAAAGCAAAAUCAUUAUUGCCUUUAACAAGAUAAGGGGAUUCUGCAAACUUCAUUCAGAAAGACCCCAGGUUGGGAGUCAAACCGAGGACCUUCUAGUUGCAAGCUAACAGUGCUACCAACCACACCACUGCACAGCCCCCAAUUCAAUUCAUUUCAAUUGAAUUGAAUUGCGUUAUAUUUAUAUAACACAAAUUCACAAUAAAUGUCAUCUCAAGGCACUUUACAAAAUCUAUCAAUUUAAUCACACAUUCCAACUGAUCCUAGUUAUCAAACGGUACAUUAUGCUCAAAUAGUUAUUCACUAAAGUUUAAAAAUUUUCGAUCUAAUAAAACCCUGCAGAUUGCAUCUAGUCUAGUCUAGUGUAGAGGAAAAAAAGACAAGAAUGUCAAUUUGUAACCCAGUUUUUCUCCAAGAGAGGUGGGUUGACUGUGUGAGAUU